GAGAGAGAGAGAGAGAGAGAGAGAGAGAGAUGGAAGCCUCGUUUGUGAAGGUUUUAUGGAGCUUGUGUUUGAUGGGUUUUUGCAGCUUGGUCGGAUAUAUCUUCAAUGUUGUUUGGAUGAAGCCAGAGAGGCUUCGACAGAAGCUUAGAAGGCAAGGAGUCACAGGACCUCCACCAUAUUCUUUUCUGGUUGGAAAUGUUCCUGAGAUGACGAAGAUCAAAACAGAGGCCUCAAAGAUAAACCAAGUUAGUGACCAUGGAGAUAUUGCUGCCCAUGACUACACUGCUUCUCUCUUCCCAUAUUUUGAAUGUUGGAGAAAACAAUACGGUCUAGUGUACAUGUAUUCAACAGGAAGGACACAACACUUGUACGUGAAUCACCCUGAUAUGGUAAAGGAGAUAGGCCAAGUUAUAUCUUAUGAUUUAGGCAAGCCAUUGAACUUAGCAAACACGCUUAGUCCUUUGCUAGGUAAAGGUGUUCUUACCUCCAACGGCCAUCUUUGGUCCCAUCAGAGGAAAAUCAUUUCAGCUGAGUUCUUCAUGGACAAGGUUAAGGGCAUGAUGGGGCUAAUGGUGGAGUCAGGGGUGGCAUUGAUGGAAAAAUGGGAGAGGAGAGUAGUUGAUUCUGAAGGAGGGAUUGCUGAGAUAAAAGUUGAUGAAGAUUUGAGGGACUUCUCUGCUGAUGUUAUCUCUAGAGCUUGUUUUGGUAGUUCCUACUCUCAAGGCAAAGAUAUCUUCUCUAAGAUUCGUGUCCUUGAAAAGAUGUUAUCCGAGAAAGGCUUCCUACAUAAGGGAUCAACUUUUAGAAAUCUUCCAACCAAGAAUAACAGAGAUGUAUGGAAGCUAGAAAGAGAGAUCAAAUCAUUGAUAUUGAAGACAGUAAAAGAGAGGGAAGAAAAAAGCUUAGGUAACCCAAGCUUAGAGAAGGAUCUAUUGCAAAUGCUCCUAGAGGGUGCUAAGAGUGAUAAAUUUAGCACAAAGGAAUCAAAUCGGUUCAUAGUGGAUAACUGCAAGAACAUCUACUUUGCUGGUCAUGAGACUACAGCAGUAGCCGCAGCUUGGUGCUUGAUGUUAUUGGGGUUAUAUCCCAAAUGGCAAGACCGUGUCCGCCAAGAAGUUGCACAAGUUUGCAGAGGUGGAUCCCUAGAUGCUGAUGCUCUACGCAAGAUGAAAAUGGUUGAAAUGGUGAUUCAGGAAACCUUGCGACUCUACCCUCCAGGGGCUUUCAUAUCAAGAGAGACAUUAAAAGAUACAAAGCUAGGAGAUCUCAUUGUUCCCAAAGGCAUAAGAUUGUGGACUCUGAUACCCACAUUGCACCGAGACCCAGAUAUUUGGGGAUCAGAUGCAAAUGAGUUCAAUCCUAGUAGGUUUGAAAAUGGUAUCUCUGAUGCUUGCAAGUAUCCACAAACAUUUGUGCCAUUUGGAACCGGUCCUAGGCUAUGUUUGGGCAGAAACUUUGCACUCUCAGAGUUGAAGAUUCUGCUUUCUCUUAUGGUUUCCAAAUUCUCUUUCUCUGUCUCUCCUAAAUAUCAGCAUUGCCCCAAAUUUGUGAUGAUUGUGGAGCCUAAGUAUGGGGUAGAUCUCCUCAUAAGGAAAAUAUGACAGAAAAAUCAACUGAGUUGAUGAGAAUAAGAGUUUGGUAGGUAUGGAGGUUUGGUUUUAGAUAUAUGAUGUUGGCUCCUACUCACUUAUUGGAGACCUAUAAGUUUAGAUUUGAUUUAGGACUACUUGUAUGGAUGGA
Molecule: messenger RNA, 1740 nt
Organism: Macadamia integrifolia
Lineage: Eukaryota; Viridiplantae; Streptophyta; Magnoliopsida; Proteales; Proteaceae
Product: cytochrome P450 714A1-like
Exons: 5
Coding region: 30-1601 (523 amino acids)
Molecular function (GO): heme binding; iron ion binding; oxidoreductase activity, acting on paired donors, with incorporation or reduction of molecular oxygen
Source: RefSeq, a predicted model, not a curated record